Messenger RNA from Arachis stenosperma, 1858 nucleotides. RefSeq names its product 11-oxo-beta-amyrin 30-oxidase-like. The transcript is spliced from 5 exons. The record is from RefSeq and is a predicted model, not a curated record. The coding region runs from base 171 to 1700 and encodes 509 amino acids. Lineage: Eukaryota; Viridiplantae; Streptophyta; Magnoliopsida; Fabales; Fabaceae. Gene Ontology annotation, molecular function: iron ion binding; oxidoreductase activity, acting on paired donors, with incorporation or reduction of molecular oxygen; monooxygenase activity.
AAUUGUUAUUUAGAAAGUUACAUCGUUUGUUAACUACUCCAACACCAUCUGUAUUUCAAAUAAAAUAAACACCAGGCACCGGCUCGCGGUCCUCGUGUCUGCCUGCCUUAAAAUAUUGAUUCUGCUCUGCGAUCCGAUCUUAUCCCACACUUGCCUUCAAGCAGUAAUUAAUGGAGGAGGGGCUGUUUCUCACGGCGGUUGGACUACUGAUGCUGGCGGUGGGGGGAUGGAAGCUGCUCAACUGGCUCUUCCUGAGGCCUAAGAAGCUUGAAACCCUUCUCAGGGAGCAAGGCUUCCAUGGCAACCCCUACUCCCUCUUCUCCAACAACAACAACAACUCCUCUUCUUAUAACAUGAAGCCAAUGACUUUCUCUGAUGACAAGGACAUAGCUCCACGUGUCUAUUCUACAGCCGAUCAUGCUAUCAUCAAAUUUGGGAAGAAUUCAUUUUACUGGGAAGGUCAGACACUGAAGGUCAACAUCACAAACCCAGAGCAUAUUAAACAAGUUUUUACCAAUAACAGUUACUUCAAGAAAGAGAAGCCUAAGCUGGGGCGUGUGGCCAAGUUAUUGGGCUCUGGACUUCCAAAUUAUGAGGACCAACAAUGGCACACACAUCGAAAGAUCAUCAACCCUGCUUUCCAUAUGGAGAAAUUGAAACUUCUAACAUCAACAAUGGUCCAAUGCUGCCAUGAUGUGAUUCAUAAAUGGGAGGAGAUGCUGUCUUCAGAGGGUAAAUGCGACAUUGAUGUGGAGCCUUUCAUCCAGAAUCUGGCUUGCGAUGUUAUUUCCAGAACAGCCUUUGGAAGCAGUUACCAAGAAGGAAAAAGAAUAUUUGAACUCCUUACUAAGCAAGCUAGACUUAUAAUGAGACUAAAAUAUAUUCACAUUCCAGGAUGGUGGUUGCUUCCUACUAGUGUUAAUAGGGGUAUGGUUAAAAUUGAUAGAGAGAUGCAAGCAUCACUUGAAGCUAUCAUCAGGAAAAGAGAGAAAGCAAUGAAGGAUGGUGAGGAGGUUAACAAGAGUGACUUAUUAGGGAUACUUUUGGAAUCAAACAGCAAAGAAAUAAAAGAAUAUGGAAUGAGUAAUCGAGAGAUAGUGGAAGAAUGCAACACAUUUUACAUGGCAGGACAAGAAACCACGGCUGUUUUGAUAGUAUGGACAAUGGUGAUGCUAAGUAGGUAUCCAGAAUGGCAAUCACGUGCGAGGGAAGAAGUCUUCCAAGUCUUUGGAAACCGAAAGCCAGACAGUGAUGGCCUCAAUCGCCUUAAAACCGUAUCAAUGAUCUUAAAUGAGGUGUUAAGGCUAUACCCACCAACCCUGUUUUUCAGUCGAACACUCAACAAAGAUAUAAAGAUGCAAAACCUAUCACUACCUGCUGGAGUUAAAAUUUCAUUACCAAUACUUUUGAUCCACCAUGAUCGUGAGCUAUGGGGUGAUGAUGCAAGAGAGUUCAAACCAGAAAGAUUUUCAGAAGGAAUUGCUAAAGCGACUAAAGGUCAGGUCUCAUAUUUUCCAUUUGGAUGGGGGCCUAGAAUGUGCAUUGGCCAAAAUUUCUCCUUAAUGGAAGCCAAGAUAUUCUUCACAUUGCUUUUACAACGCUUCACAUUUGAGCUCUCCCCUGCAUAUACACAUGCUCCAGUCAAUUUCCUUAAUCUUAAACCAAUGCGUGGAGCUCAAAUCGUCUUACAUAAAUUGUAGUUUCAAUUAUUGCACAAGAGGAAAAGCUUCUUCCAAAUUUAAGUAACGUGCAAAAUAAAUUCCAUGCAUCUUUCGUUAUUUUCUUUUCUUUGUAAAAGAGACCCACUUGUGAUGUUUCAUAGAUCAUGGAGGUAACAGAGGACCACUUUUCUUUCUUU